This is a messenger RNA of Marchantia polymorpha subsp. ruderalis, 1587 nucleotides long. The record is from the annotation of a GenBank genome assembly. Lineage: Eukaryota; Viridiplantae; Streptophyta; Marchantiopsida; Marchantiales; Marchantiaceae.
CGCAAACUCCUUGUAACUGACCAACUGACCAACUCGUAGAAUGCUAACACUACGUGACGCAAGACCUUGUGCACUUCCUUGCGCACCUAAUUUUGGUUGGUAGAGAUGCGAAACAAACUACGGGGCGACGUGAUUUGUCCUCCUCCUAUGGCAUAGCCUCGACCCUUGUCAUUAAGCACCGUCACUUCUUCGUAUGAUCACAAGCCUACAUUCGGAAACGGGGCAACCAUGUAAACAUUCACCAUCUGUUGUAGGGACAUGAACAAAAGAAACAUAGGAUUCCAAGACUUGAUUGAAUAACUACCUACUCGUGUAUGGACUUGAAACUACACGCUGAGGAGAACGCGGUACUCACUGUUGUUGCUGGUCAGAGUGUUUUUGAAAUUUUGAGGCUUUUUACAAUCGUGUUCCGUGCUUGUGGCGGUGACUAGGGUUUAGCGCAGGAGGAAACGUUGUUGUCGUUGUUGGUCACGUUUCUUUGUCAUUUUUGGUGUUUUUCGGCAUCGUUGAAAGCUCGUGAUUGCGACUAGGGAUUAGCGCAGAAGGAAUUGUUGUUGUCGUUGUUGGUCACGUUUCUUUGUCAUUUUGAGUGUUUUUCGGCCGUGUUGAAAGCUUGUGACUGUGACUAGGGUUAAGUGCAGGAAGAAACUGCUUCAAUGGGUAUAAGAGUUGGUGGACCAGAUGAGAGAGACUUUGGAGUCCACCGAUUAUGACGAAAUGGUAGCGUUAUUGGCAAGGGUUGAAACUCCCCUGGCGACUUGUGAAUAUGCCCAGAACGUGGCAAGAGCUUUUAUUGACUGUCUUAAUGCAGGCUUCGGGCUUCAGUGACUUGUCAACAUGCGUGAUGAUGUGAUGUCUCAUGAUCGGUGCGAGGCUCGGUCCCUGUUAUGAUGCAUGAACUUGCCACCUUGGACUAACAUCCACGCACAACAUUGCACUGCAUUGCGGAGCGAAAUGCGGAAGAAGACUUGGAUUGAAGAGUACUCUGUGCUACCGUGAGCUCAACUAGAUACUGUAGUACAACAAACGGUUAUUGAAUGCUUCAGGGAUAAACGACGACAUGCGCAACCAAUACACUCCCUUCCACGACUGUUGGCAACAGCUAAUGGCCAGAAGGGUGCCCAGAAGACAUUGGUUGUUGCCAUCAUGCUCGGAAAGCAAGGAACUGGCUUUCCUGAAGUUUGUGCAAUGCAUGCACAUGUUUCAGCUUCAUGGACUGAUUGUGUGCAAUCUUAGUUUUCUUAAGAACAACUAUGCAUACAAUCUAGUCGGGCUCAAAAUUUGUACCUUGAUCGAUUUCAUUUCCAGAACGUAUGAGCGUGGAUAGGUUCUCGUCUAUCAUCUUUCAAAUUCUGUGCCGAAAACCUUUACUUUUGGCAAAUGCAUUGAGAAUUUUUAGAGUUUAAAGUGUGAGAUGUAUUAUUGAAUGACUUUGUGUACUUAGGUAUUCAGUCCCUUUAUCUUAAGUCGAACAGCAAAUCUGCUGAUACUACGUGUCCAAAGUAUCCGCAGUUUCCACCCGCCCUUCUACUUGCGCUUGAUGUUGCCCUUCUUCCAUGUAAUAAAUGUCCCCACUUUCAGAAUGGA